Messenger RNA from Symbiodinium necroappetens, 1212 nucleotides. The record is from the annotation of a GenBank genome assembly. Lineage: Eukaryota; Dinophyceae; Suessiales; Symbiodiniaceae.
GUGCAGCGGCGGCUCUUGACGGAGAUCCUCCAACGACACCAGGGCCAAGACACAACCACGGCAACCAUCGAAGCGAGGCGUCACUUGCAAGGAGUUGCGACUUACAAUCUCUUUCGAGAGAGCCAACCCAUCACUUGCCGUGGUGACUACAACAAGGGUGGACGCUUCCACAAUGAAGGGAAAGUGGCUGAAACCAACAGCGGCCACGAGGAGAUGAGGCGAAUCUUCCUUUACAGGGCCGUGCUAACGUCCUUUGCUGUCCUUGCACAGUUUUUCCCCGAGUCACUGGAUGAGCUGCAGCGCGCGGCUGUUCUGGGCUCGGUGCGGGACGUGCUGCUCCUGUUGGGCCUCUCCGAGAUGGUAAGUCAGAGGCUCUCCUUCGUCCUUGCCAGCCCCCUUGAGGCCUACGAUCUCAGCGAUGCAGACAGGCUUUAUGUUCAUGCGCUCUUCGCCCUGAAAGACCCUGCGCUCGGCAUCAUCCAGUCUGGUUCGGCAUGGGGCGUGCGAAGGCUGCUGCAGGUCGCCAAGGAGAACCGCCGCCACCUCGUACAGGACAUGCGCAACGGCCAUCUCUGGGAUCGGCAGCUGCCCGAGGCAGCGCCACAGCCGAAACUCCGCGCGGCGCUUGAUGUGGCGCUCUCUGGCCCGGAUGGACGUCGGUCCCGAGAGGUGGACAGGAUGCUGAAGACCAGUGCGGUCGCAUCCGAUCUGUGGCCGCGGCUGAAGGUCGUCGCCAUCACUGGAGAAACUUCGCUCGAUGAAUCAUUGAAGGAAGCGGUUGGCGAGGUGCCCAUCUACGGCCCGCUUUACACCAGCGACGAAGGCUAUAUCGGAAUCAACUUGUUCCCAGAAUUGCCCUUUGGCGUCUGGACCUACCUGUUAGAUCCCGGCAGCAUGUUCUUCGAACUCGUACCCGCGGGCUCUCAUGAUGUGCACCCUGACAUGGUUAUCCCAGCAUGGGAAGCUGUUGUGGGCCAAGAGUACGACCUUCUUGUUACCACGCACAGUGGUCUCUGCCGGUGCCGGCUUGGAGACAGAGUCCGGGUUCACGCGAUGUUUGGCAAAAUGCCAAUCGUCUCAGUGGCAAAAGAUGAUACGGGCCUGAACUGUCCAAGCGUUCAUUGCUGCAAUGCUCCUGUCAGGUUGGUUGGAGUUUCUUCUUCCACUUCGUCAAUGCAUGUGCAGCGCGGGCUCAAAGUAGUCGGUCUCUAA